CACCCAAAAUCUGGCCCUAAGCUCUUUCCAAACAAAGGCUGAAAAUUCUCCCCUGCCUGCCUGAAAUCAAUCUCAAAAGAUUGGUUGAUAAAAGAAGUGGACAAAGGAAAUCUAUGCCCAUACUUUCCAAGCAAUAUCCAUAAUUAGACUGGUAAGCGAAGAAGACUGGACGCCAAAAGGAUGCUGUGAGAUAUCUGGAAGAUCACCCAUGACAUUUUCAACGUACUGUGCAGUUGAAGGCCGAAAGAUAAACACAAAGCAUGAAACUUGGAAUAGCAGAAAUGGAAAGCAGCAUGUGCCUUAGCAGUGCAAUUUUGUCUCUGUGUUUGUCGUGUAUGUGGUUGGGAGUAGUGCCUUACAUUUCUGGUGCACAGACAGACACCAUCAAACCUCGGGAAGAGCUUCAAUUCUCGGAAAAAUUACUGGUUUCUGCAAAAGGGACUUUUACUCUAGGCUUCUUCAGCCUGCAAUCUGGCAGUUAUUUAGGAAUAUGGAACACAACUGAUCAUUCUAACAAGAAAGUUUGGGUUGCUAACAGAGACAAGGCUAUAUCCGGCACCGAUGCAAAUCUCACGCUGGAUGCCGAUGGCAAAUUGAUGAUCACUCAUAGUGAGGGUGAUCCAAUUGUCCUGAAUUCCAAUCAAGUAGCCAGAAACUCAACAGCUACUCUACUUGAUUCUGGAAAUUUUGUUUUGAAAGAGUUCAAUUCGGAUGGAUCUGUGAAGGAGAAACUAUGGGAGAGUUUCGAUAAUCCUACAGACACCCUCCUGCCUGGGAUGAAACUAGGCAUCAACUUGAAAACCGGGCGAAACUGGUCACUUGCUUCAUGGAUAAGCGAACAAGUGCCUGCUCCUGGGACUUUUACUCUGGAAUGGAAUGGCACACAAUUGGUGAUGAAACGCCGAGGGGGCACCUACUGGAGCAGUGGAACCUUGAAAGAUAGGAGCUUUGAGUUCAUUCCUUUGUUGAAUAACAUCUACAGUUUUAACAGUGUUUCGAAUGCAAACGAGAUUUACUUUAGCUAUUCAGUUCCAGAAGGAGUUGGUUCAGACUGGGUAUUGACCUCGGAAGGGGGACUUUUUGACACUAAUAGAUCUGUAUUUAUGCAGGACGAUCAGUGCGAUAGGGAUAAGGAAUAUCCAGGGUGUGCAGUGCAAAACCCACCCACUUGCAGGACUAGAAAAGACGGAUUCGUGAAGGAAUCGGUUCUCAUAUCAGGAUCACCAUCAUCAAUAAAAGAAAAUUCGAGCUUGGGCCUUGGUGAUUGUCAGGCUAUAUGCUGGAAUAAUUGUUCUUGUACUGCUUAUAAUAGUAUACACACUAACGGAACUGGAUGUCGGUUUUGGAGUACAAAAUUUGCACAAGCCUACAAGGAUGACGGAAAUCAGGAGGAGCGCUAUGUUUUAUCCUCAUCACGAGUGACGGGGAGCAGUUGGCGGAUAUGGGUCACUAUUGCAGGAGUGGUACUUGUGGUCUUGUUACUUUUGGGCUCCUUAUACUUUUUAACGAGAAAAUUCAGAGGGGAGAGAGAAAUGGAGGAAGCUAUGCUGCCUGAAUUGGCAACUUCAAACAGCUUUAGUGAUUCAAAAGAUGUUGAACAUGAUGGAACAAGGGGGGCUCAUGAUCUUAAACUGUUCAGUUUUGAUUCUAUUGUGGCUGCCACAAAUUACUUUUCAUCUGAAAAUAAACUUGGAGAGGGUGGUUUUGGCCCGGUUUAUAAGGGGAAAUUACUUGAGGGGCACGAAAUAGCAGUGAAGAGACUUUCAAGGGGCUCCAGCCAAGGAUUGGUGGAGUUCAAAAAUGAGAUUAGACUGAUCGCCAAACUCCAACACAUGAAUCUUGUUAGACUUCUGGGUUGCUGCAUCCAGGGAGAGGAAAAGAUGUUAAUCUAUGAGUUCAUGCCCAACAAAAGCUUGGACUUCUUCCUCUUUGAUCCUGAUAGAAGAAAGAUAUUGGACUGGAAAAGACGUCACAAUAUCAUUGAGGGGGUUGCGCAAGGACUUCUUUACUUGCAUAAAUAUUCAAGACUAAGAAUUAUUCAUAGAGAUCUAAAAGUAAGUAACAUCCUACUUGAUCAUGACUUGAACCCCAAAAUUUCUGAUUUUGGUAUGGCCAGAAUUUUUGGGCGAAAUGCGUCAGAAGCAAAUACAAAUAGGAUUGUUGGAACAUAUGGUUACAUGGCACCCGAGUAUGCCAUGGAAGGAAUUUUCUCAGUGAAAUCAGAUGUUUAUAGCUUUGGGGUCCUACUGUUGGAGAUUGUGAGCGGCCGGAAGAACAAAAGCUUUCAUCAUAACCACGGUGCCUUUGCCAUAAACCUGGCAGGAUACGCUUGGGAGCUAUGGAAAGAAGGUACUAGCUUGGAGCUAGUGGAUCCAAUGCUGGAGGAUUCCUACUCAACAACCCAAAUGUUGAGAUGCAUUCAUAUUGCUCUCUUGUGUGUACAGGAGAGCGCAGCAGAUAGGCCUACAAUGUCAGAUGUUAUCUCCAUGCUCACCAACGAAUCUGUGUCCCUACCAGACCCAAAUCUACCCUCAUUUUCCGCUCAUCAUAAAGUGUCAGAACUAGACUCAAACAAAAGCGGGCCAGAGAGCUCUUCUGUAAAUGUAACUAUUUCAGAGAUGGAAGGUCGGUCAGAGAUGGGGAGCAGUGAGUGCCUUAGCAGUGCAAUUCUCUCUCUCAUUUUGUCGUGUGUCUGGUUGGGAGGACCUUGCUCUUGUAGUGCACGGACAGACAGCAUCAAACUUGGGGAAGGGCUUCCAUUCUCGGAGAAUUUACUGGUUUCGGCACAAGGGACUUUCACACUCGGGUUCUUCAGCCUGGACACGGGCACUUAUUUAGGAAUCUGGUACACAAGUGAUGUUAACAACAAGAAAGUCUGGGUUGCUAACAGAGAUAAGCCUAUAUCUGGCACCAAUGCAAAUCUCAUGUUGGAUGGCAAUGGCACAUUGAUGAUCAUUCAUAGUGGGGGUGAUCCAAUUGUCAUGAAUUCCAAUCAAGCAUCCGGAAACUCCAUAGCUACCCUGCUUGAUUCUGGAAAUUUUGUUGUGGCAGAGUUAAAUACAGAUGGAUCGGUGAAGCAGACACUAUGGGAAAGUUUCGAUGAUCCUACAGACACGCUCCUGCCUGGGAUGAAACUAGGCAUCAACUUGAAAACCAGGCAAAACUGGUCACUCGCUUCGUGGAUAAACGAACAAGUGCCUGCUCCUGGGACUUUCACUCUAGAAUGGAAUGGCACACAACUGGUAAUGAAACGCCGAGGGGACAUCUACUGGAGCAGUGGAAUUCUGAAAGAUUUGGGUUUUGAGUUCAUUUCUUCGGUGAGGUUUGCAACUCACCAUAGCAUCUACUAUUUCAUCAGUGUCUGUAAUGACAACGAGAUCUACUUCAGCUAUUCAGUUCAAGACGGAGCUAUUUCAAAGUGGGUAUUGAACUCGAGAGGGGGAUUUUUUGACACUCACGGAACUCUAUUCGUGAAGGAAGAUAUGUGUGAUCGUUAUGACAAAUAUCCAGGGUGUGCAGUGCAAGAGCCACCCACUUGCAGGACUAGAGACUACCAAUUCAUGAAGCAGUCGGUUCUCAAUUCAGGAUAUCCAUCAUUAAUGAACAUAGAUACGAGCUUGGGCCUUAGUGAUUGUCAGGCUAUAUGCAGGAACAAUUGUUCUUGUACUGCUUGUAAUACUGUAUUCACCAAUGGAACUGGAUGUCAGUUUUGGAGGGAUAAAUUGCCACGAGCCCAAGUGGGUGACGCAAAUCAGGAGGAGCUCUACGUUUUGUCCUCAUCAGAAGACAUAGGGAAGCCUUGGUGGAUAUGGAUUAUCAUUCUCGCUGUAGUAGUAUUUCUGUUCAUGUUACCUGUCUUUUGUUGUUCACAGAGAAACUCCAGAGGGGAUGGAAAAAUGGGGGAAACUUCUUGUAAAAGGCGCAAAUCAUCAACUGCAAACACACUGAGUGAUUCAAAAGAUAUUGACAAUGUCAAACAGUUCAGUUUAGUUUCUGUUAUGGCUGCCACGAAUAACUUUUCUGAUGAAAAUAAAAUUGGAAAGGGUGGUUUUGGUCCUGUCUAUAAGGGGAAAUUAUCCACGGGCCAAGAAAUAGCAGUGAAGAGACUUUCAAGGGAUUCCGAACAGGGAUCGGCGCAGUUCUAUAAUGAAAGACUGAUUGCCAAACAACAACACAGAAAUCUUGUCAGACUUUUGGGUUACUGCAUCGAGGGAGAAGAAAAGAUGUUAAUCUAUGAGUUCAUGCCCAACAGAAGCUUGGAAGACGUCCUCUUUGCUCCUGCUGGAAGAAAGGGGUUGGACUGGAAUACACGGUGCAAUAUAAUCGAGGGGAUUGCGCAAGGACUUGAUUACUUGCACAAACAUUCAAGAUUAAACAUGGUUCAUAGAGAUCUAAAAGCAAGUAACAUCCUACUCGAUCAUGACAUGAAUCCCAAAAUUUCUGAUUUUGGCACUGCCAGAAUUUUUGAGCCAAAUGCAUCAGAAGUAAAAACCAAUAAUAUUGUUGGAACACCGUAAGAGCGACUCUUGUUUAUUUAUCUGCUUUCUUCUUCAUUCUAAUGGAUUGAACUUUCUAUUA
This is a messenger RNA of Vitis vinifera (wine grape), 4578 nucleotides long. RefSeq names its product G-type lectin S-receptor-like serine/threonine-protein kinase CES101. The transcript is spliced from 12 exons. The coding region runs from base 261 to 4517 and encodes 1418 amino acids. Gene Ontology annotation, biological process: protein phosphorylation. Gene Ontology annotation, molecular function: protein kinase activity; ATP binding. NCBI's taxonomy places the organism in Eukaryota, Viridiplantae, Streptophyta, Magnoliopsida, Vitales, Vitaceae. The record is from RefSeq and is a predicted model, not a curated record.